UCCUCAAAGGAGGGACAGCAGCCCUGCUCUUACAUUUCGCUGCCUAACUCUGUCCUGAAUGUGCCCGAGUGGGGAUGGUCUUUCAGUGGCUAUAAACUGCUUCUCAUCAGGGAACUACAUUAGCUCACCAUCACUUCAAAGGUCUCGUCAGACAGAGGUGACGCCAGGAGAAGAUUUAAAGGUGAAAAUGACAAGGUUUCCACCUCUCAAACCCUGGCUCCUUCUCUGACAAUACAGCUAAGGAACCCAGCGUCCUCUUAGCUGUGGAAAUAGGAUCGGAAGAGGAAAGCCUUUUUUUUUUUUUCUCUCUUUAAUUCUUGAUAAAGAACUGCUGGGAAGUGCUUGUCUUUGAAUAUCACAGAAUUGUGGCACAGAUGGAUUUUAAAAAGUGUUAGCUCUUUCCAAUGAACACUAGGAGAGUGCCCUGCUCUUGGCUGGAUUUUUCAGAUGUUAAGGGACAUAUUUAUGAGCUUCUGGAAAGGGUCUUCAAUCCAAUCCCUGGCAUGACCUCUGCUGGAACGUUCCUUCUCGGCUGCCAAGGAGCCAAAGAACAUUACGUCUGAUAUCUCCCUUCCCUCCUGAGUGGGACGUACUCCGCUGGGGGCUGCAAGUCAGGGGUAACCUGUUCUCGUCUCAUGUCCUCUCCAGAGAAUGGCAAUGGUGUCUGCGAUGUCCUGGGUCCUGUACUUGUGGAUAAGUGCUUGCGCCAUGCUGCUCUGCCAUGGAUCCCUCCAGCACACCUUCCAGCAGCAUCACCUGCACAGACCAGAAGGAGGGACCUGCGAAGUGAUUGCAGCCCACAGGUGUUGUAACAAGAACCGUAUAGAGGAGCGGUCACAAACAGUGAAGUGUUCCUGUCUACCUGGGAAAGUGGCUGGGACAACAAGAAACCGACCUUCCUGCGUGGAUGCCUCCAUAGUGAUUGGGAAAUGGUGGUGUGAGAUGGAGCCCUGCCUAGAAGGAGAAGAAUGUAAGACACUCCCUGACAAUUCUGGAUGGAUGUGUGCCACAGGCAACAAAAUUAAGACCACAAGAAUCCAUCCAAGAACCUAACAGAAGCAUUCAUUAUACAAAAAGGAAAAACAACCUGUGGAAAAUACAUUGCGAGGAUUUAAAAUAGCUUACAUACUUGCAAGCAAAAUGGAUCUCUUAUUUGCACUUUGACUGGUUACCAGAUAAUCAGAGUGCAUUUACUUUGUGAAACAGAGUACCCCAUAAGAAGACUUGGGAUUUUCUGGCAGCAUCAUGGGAAAAAGACUCUAAAAAAUCAAAACAAACAAGUUUUCUCAGUGAAGUUUGGAGGAUCAUGAAGAACGAUCAACCAUCUUCUAACUUGGAACUACCAUUACUUUGUACCAUUUGAAAUAUAUGUAUAUAUAAUAUUUUGAAAUAUUAUAUAUUCUCUUCAAGAAAUGAACAGUACCACAGUGCGAGGUGGCUGGUGUAUCCCUUUUGGUUUUGGAUGUUUGGUCGGUUUUGUUUCGCUUGCCAUUUCUUUUUCUCUUGGUGAGGAAGACACAUGCCCAUGUGCGAAUCCAACAUGGCGCUCUCCCUGGAAGGCCAGCUGCAGGCGAACUCCUGGAAUCUGAGGCAUCCUGACAAUACUGAGUCAAGAGCUUCCCUCUGCUUCUACCUGGUCACCCAAGGAAGCUCGUCGUCUUGUUUUAUUGCUUUCUACCCUGUGCAAUAUUAGCAUGCAAGCUUGGCUUACAUAACCAUACUUUAUAUUCGAUUGAUAUAUAAUAACCGUUCUAACCUCUUCCAGGAAAAUAUUUUUAGAACUACUAGCUUUUCCACAGAUAGGCAAAUGAGGACUCUUGAGGGAGCUACUCCACCACACUUUUAAGACUCUGGCAGGGUGGAAGGAUGUAGAUUCCUACAUUAACAAGUCCUGUAAAUACAAUGUCUUAGGGCUUUGUAUAGCUGUCCUAGACUGCAGAAGUGUCCUCUGAUUAAAUCCAAAGUCUGGCAUUGUUAACUACAUCGUGCUGUAGUGACGCGUCUUAUCAAAGCACCUCUUUCUAAGUUUGAUUUGCUUUUUCCUAGAGUAUUCGCAUCUCCUCCAGUGAGAUAGGAAGGCUAUGAAAGCAAUUAGGUUUCCCAGUGAUCUAUGUGACCAAAUGUUGGACAGCCCUAUUAAAGUGGUAAAUAACUUCUUUCUUAACCCACUAGUCCUCGUGUCUGCCAUUUAGUUUUACAGACUCUGCUUUGACCAAAUCACAAGAAGACCCUGUUCAUAUUUGUAGUUAGCUGGAAGGUCUUUGAAACUAUGGAGGCUACUAUUGCCAACAAUAAAAUAUUUUGAAACCUA
Myodes glareolus (Bank vole) is the source of this 2311-nucleotide messenger RNA. It is a transcript of the gene Tafa1, whose product is annotated as TAFA chemokine like family member 1. Gene Ontology annotation, molecular function: receptor ligand activity. Gene Ontology annotation, biological process: regulation of neuroblast proliferation; neuroblast differentiation. The record is from RefSeq and is a predicted model, not a curated record. Lineage: Eukaryota; Metazoa; Chordata; Mammalia; Rodentia; Cricetidae.